CAUUGCCUCUCUCGACCUCUCUCUACGUCAUGGCUCAAGCAUGCUCAACAGCUUUGGUUGAACGCUCUCUGCGCCUCCGGCUGGGCGUUAGGGUUCCUUGGGGUUUGUCGAUCCGGUCCGUCAGGAAGUACACAGAAGGAAUUUAAUGUUAUGUUUUUGUGAUGAAGUGUUCACCAAUGAGAAUGGGCCCAGAAAAAAGGGCUCUACUACGACGACACCUACUCCCCUAUACAGCUGCCAACCUUCUGGCAAUCGAGACUUUAUUGCAGUUCGAGCAGGUUGAUUGUGUAUUCUCUCUCACGGACAUCCGAGCAUCUCCAGCCAACAGGAUGACCCGCGCUGUCUUGUCCAUCCUGGUGAUCUUUGUGUGUCUUGCACCGAUGCUGGAGGUCAACAGCACACAGGAUGACUUCAAGAUGUUUAUUGAAGAUGUCGAAUUGUACAUCAAUUCCUUGAAGGAAGAAGAUUUGGAGAUGAUUGCCAACAUCCUCAUAGACAAGCAAAUUCGUAUAACGGACAAUAUAUUGAACCACAUACAAGACAUUGGGCCUGAGCUUGCGGAAGUCAAGAAGCUACUUGAAGCAAUGAUGGAGAUUAUCCCUGAACUAGAAGCUAAAUGGCUCAAGUCCCCUGAAGACUAUAAGCUUUUUAGGGAGUACAUCCACAAGGCAAUCAAGGGACUCAAAGUCUUCCAUGAAACCAUGGUGAUCAAAGAUGAAUUAUAAUCACACCUUCUUAACCUUAGCAUUAGUUGAUGAAUAAAGCAGCGAGGUUUCUCGCUGCUUUAUUUUUUGUUUUUGUGGUUGUAUCAUUAGCAUAGGGCUUAGUGCGAGUGUGUUCUUAUUCACUGAUGCGUCACACAGGAUGAUGGAGGCUGGAACCUGUUGGCCCGUGUCAGAAAGUGUCAGUCAGGGUCAGAUAGUUUAGGUUUCUGACUGCUUUAUUUGUUGUUUUUGUGGUUGUAUUAAGUUUAAAGUGAGUGCACACUUGUACAAAUGACAUGAUGUUUUUGGUUUGGGUCUUCCUUUUCACAAUACCUGUUCCGUCUGUGUUUGUAUACAGAUCUUGUAAACUCUCCUUAAUUACUGGUUAAUGUGCUUAUAAAAAAAUGUUUUUGUCUUA
Messenger RNA from Gadus morhua (Atlantic cod), 1122 nucleotides. RefSeq lists its product as uncharacterized. The transcript has 4 exons. Lineage: Eukaryota; Metazoa; Chordata; Actinopteri; Gadiformes; Gadidae. Bases 162 to 725 code for a protein of 187 amino acids. The record is from RefSeq and is a predicted model, not a curated record.